Molecule: messenger RNA, 843 nt
Organism: Bipolaris oryzae ATCC 44560
Lineage: Eukaryota; Fungi; Ascomycota; Dothideomycetes; Pleosporales; Pleosporaceae
Exons: 4
Source: RefSeq, a predicted model, not a curated record
UUUUCUAUAUCUCACACACAAGAUUCUCUUCAAAUCAUACAGUACAGUGGGCCACCAAAGCCCAAGCAAACCUCUCGUCGAAACCCCUCAAAGGCUCUGUCAAGCAAAGACAGUUUAAAAUUCAACACUAAACUAGAUAAUAAAGAGGAUUUUGUACCUACUUCGGACAGAGUUGAAGUCAUUAGUUCAACAUACUUGGUUGGAGAAGGCAGCAGCAAGAUCAGCGGUAGUAGAGGUGGAGAAGAUAGUGAUAUCAGCAAUUACGACGAUUUUGCGCCCCAGAACGACAGUGAAGGCGAAGAGUUUAAGCGAAACUUUCGAGAAGGCACAGAGGACGAGAGCUCAAAUCAGCCAGCUCCUUCUGAAAACACUAAUCAAGAAACUAUGGUCAUCAUCAAAGACAGUCAGCCCAGCUCAGAUAGAGACCAUGGCAGCUCGCACGAAAACAAUGCAGGAACGCAGAUAGGCGAUCGGCUUGAAGUUUCAAGCAUCACAGCCCCAGUUCUUCGCGGUGGAGAGUGUCCUAUAGACGUGAGGAAUGUUGUCGACUCCGAUGCGUUUGGACAAGAAAAGACUCAAAUGAGUGGGUUCCCGCGUCGCAAAUCUCCAUCAACUCCGCCAACAAGCUCGUCAAAGAUGGAUAUCGAACAAUCAACGCAAGGCAGCCCUCCUACGAUCGAAAACACAAGCAACUGCGUGGCUGACCCGCAAGCGGAAACGCUUCCAGCCAACCAAGCACCACAUUCGAUCGUCAAACACGACAUCGAAGCAGCGCCUCAAGCACAAUGUGCGCCCAGUGAAGCAGCAAAGGCUGCCCCCCUCUGGUGGCAGGCAGUUCUCUAA